UGCAGCCAAUGAAUUAUUCUGUGGUGCGCUGCUGAGGGAGGGGAUAAGCUCUCCGGCACUUGGUGCAGAGAGCGAGAGAGAGCGAAGCGUAAUCCCAGUUCGCAGUUGGAGAGAGAGGUGUCAGCCGAAACAUCAAAUCCACUGACAGCGGCGGGAGAGGGAGUUUACACUGGGGCAGAAUUUGGCCUCUGCUUGCGCUAUCUCUCCAUCGGCUGUGCGAGUUAUUGAGUCAUAUUGGAACAGCAGCCUCAUCCUAUCCGGAGGAGGGAGAGAGAGACCCACCGCUGAAUGAUCCUGGCACGCUGCAACGAGAUCACAUUGCCGUUGAGUGGACUGUAUUAUAACUGAACCUACAUUGUCCCGAGAACGCUGUCAGACAAAAAGCGAACUCUGUACUGAAUUCCAGAGGCUUGGCUUCGAGCAGGACACGAUGGGCGUUCUGAUGUCCAAGAAGCAGACGGUGGAGCAGGUACAGAAAGCCAGCGUGGUGGUGUCGGCCUUCAAGGACGGGCUGCGGGACAAGCGGGUGAGCCGGAGCAGGGCUGAGCCUCCUCCGGGCAAGGUGCUGGAGGUGGAGGAGACCGGCCAAGGCCAGGACAAGGAGGCAGCUGGGGCCAGCCCCAGCCUACCCAGCAGCGAGGAGGUGAAGAGGAACCAAGAGGCUUGGGAGAGGCUGAGGGAUGGCAAGGGCAUUGAGCCCGAGGAGCUGGAGUGGAGUAACCUCGGCACCCCGCCAUCAUACAUCAGGCCCAAGAGGCAACUGGGAGAUGACCAAUCACUUGAUAUCAAACUGCAGGAGCGUGAGGAGGUGACCAGCGACGAGAUGUGUGAGAUCUGCGAGGUGUGGACGGCCGACGAGCUGUACCCCUGCCGGACCUGCACCCGGGUCUUCCACGACGGCUGCCUGAAGCGGGUGGCCCAGCUCUGCCCCGGCGGCAUCGAGGAGCUGAAGGAGACGGCGCACACGGCCAUGGGCUGGAGUUGCCAGUACUGUGAUAACGUGAACCUGCUGUUGACCGAGGAGGAAAUGUUCAGCCUGAAGGAAGUCUUCCGUCAGUGCAGGGUAAUCCCAGAGUCCUGCCUCACCUCGGAUGAUUUCCUCCAUUUCAAGCACUUUGUCCACAAGCAGCUCUUUGACGAGCAGAUGAACGAGGAGGUGGAGGAGCUGGCUGUGGCCCAGUUCACCGCCCUGGACGGCGACAAGAAGGGCCAGAUGGAGUGGACGGACUUCCUGUACCAUGAGUCCCUGCUGCUGCUCCAGAGAACCCGCUCACAGAACUCUCUCCUGCGCCUCCUGACUGCCAAGGAACGCGAGAGGGCUCGCAGCAUCUUCCGGAGCCUGGAUCAGAACCGGGAUGGCCUGAUCACAGCUGGCGAGUGUAAGAGGGCCCAACAGUCCUGGUUCUGCAAGAACACCAAGGCGUCGCAGUCCUGCAGUGUCAGUAUCAGCCAUGUCGAACCCAUGUCAGAGGGAAGCCCGGCAAAUAAAGGACGCGGGAGAGUCCAGGACAAGUCCCUGCUCUGCAAGGACCCAGAGGAGAGCAGGCCUGUCAACUGGAAAUCCUUCCUCAAGGAAAGUGCCAUCUACGUCCUGGCUGCCCGGCCCAACAGUGCAGCGAUUCACCUGCAACCCCCGGCCUAAACCAGGGGAGCUCGCUCUGAAGGCUGAACCAUCACUCCUCAUCCCUCUGUUACCUUAACCACUCCCUGAGCCCCCAGCCCGACACCACCCUCUCUCACCUCUUCAAACCUUCUCUCAGCUCCUCACCUCCCGACCUAAGCCCUCUUCCACCUCAUUCCGUCACCCCUAGCUUCGGCCCUCCAUCACCGAUUCCCUCACCCACUCUCCCUUCUGCUUCUUCAACCCCUCACCCUUUCCCUUCCUCCCCAUUCCCAUUCCUCCCAGUGCUCCCCUUUCCCUUCCCUACUCCCCACUCUAAUUACAUUUCCUCUCAUGAUAAUCCCUACCCCUCCCUCUCCCACGACUUCCCUUCCUCUGCCCCACGAUCUCUCUAACCCCAUCCCUUCCCCAUUACUCUCCCACACUCACCUUCCCUAUCUCCUCCUCAUUGGCAGCCCCUCCCAGUUUGUUCCCCCCUCGCCGCUCCUCUCCUGCCCUGCGUUCCCCACACACUGGCGGUGCGGGUGGGGGCGGGGGGGACACAAGCGACGGUGGAAAGAGACACUGGUGGUGACCUCUGCUCCUCAACCCUCCGGGUAUGGGCUGGUGGGGGGAGUGGACAGUAUAAGGUUAUUGGCCAGUCUCCCUCCCUUUCCUCGGCCUCACUGAACAUUGCUGCCUCAGUUACUCUGCUGUGAGCCACUGACAUACUCAAUACCUGACAUUGCAGGGCCUUUUGGGAUGGCUGGCAUUCCCACCUGACAGCACACAGCUUCUCCCUCGGUGAGAAACCUCAGCAUUUAUUAACCUGAAACCCACCCACACCCUCCGCCCACCCACUGAAUCCCCUCCACAUCCCUAAGGACACUCUCUCACCCACUGAGUCCCCUCCCACAUCCCAGGGACACUCCCCCACCCACCCACUGAAUCCCCUCCCACACCCCAGGAACACUCCCCCACCCACUGAAUCCCCUCCCACAACCCACUGACUCUCCCCCACCCACUGAAUCCCCUCCCACAACCCACUGACUCUCCCUCGUCACUGAAUCUCAAUCCCUCCACCUGUAACUCCCCAGAAGUGUUAUCCUCUGUAGUUUUCACAGGUAAUUUUGACCCCCCUCCCCCCCGCCCCGGUAUACCUAGCCAGUGAAAUAAAUCAGGGACAUAACUGAUAGAAUUGUUGUGUAGGCUGGUAAAGAUUCAUUGGACCGAAUAGCCUCAGUCUCUGUGAUUCAAAUGCCUGGAGACCCUGGCACCCUGACAAACUGUUCAUCCUGCCUGUCUUGCGUUGUGCCACAUGUUAUUGUGUUGGGCUUGUAAUGACAGCGGUGGGCAGGACUCAGCUGGGAGGUGGCGGGAGCAGUGCCCAUGAGACAGUGUGCUGGGUACAGAAAAACACACAAAGUACUGGAGGAACUCAGCAGGUCGGUCAGCUGGCAUUUGUAGAAAGGAACAAACUGUCAACAUUUUGGGCCAAGACCCUUCAUCAGGACUGGAGAGGAAGGGGGAAGA
This is a messenger RNA of Mobula hypostoma (lesser devil ray), 3133 nucleotides long. RefSeq names its product PHD finger protein 24 (gene phf24). Lineage: Eukaryota; Metazoa; Chordata; Chondrichthyes; Myliobatiformes; Myliobatidae. The coding region runs from base 431 to 1642 and encodes 403 amino acids. Gene Ontology annotation, molecular function: transcription corepressor activity; calcium ion binding. The record is from RefSeq and is a predicted model, not a curated record. Gene Ontology annotation, cellular component: cytoplasm; nucleus. The transcript has 8 exons.